AUGUCGGAAUAUACUUUCAUUGCGGCAUGUUUCUGUAAUACAGAUGAGUGCAACACUCAAAUGUUUGCAAAGAAUGCCGCUCAAUUGGCACUGCUCGAUAUAUACGGCACUUGGGCAUACAGUAACGUCACAAAAGAACUAUCCAUUGUGACCUCGUCAGACGUAAAACACACUAUGAUGAAGUGCUUAAAGGACGCCACUCUUAGGCGUCCGCUUGCUCGACCUUUCGCUUUACAUCGGAGCUUCAUGACCGAAUAUUUACUGGUCAGUGUCAUCCUUAUUGCUUCGUCCAUUUGUUGUUUGCUGGCAUGCUGCAUCGCUUAUAGGAAAAGAAAGACACCUCCAAGAGAAGCUGAACCAACUCCAAGUCCAGCACCGCAGGUGGAAUUCGAAGCGAGCGUGCUUGAUGAAGAGCUGCUGUCACAUGCAGUAGAACGAUUACAACGAGCUACUACACGGUUGGAUAGUGACGAUUCUCCUAAAAAGAAGGCGCCGGUGCAUGAACAAGCGUCGAAAGCUUCUAGAGACAAAGCAGCCAUUGGAGCCCCAGAAACAUCAGGGGAAAGCUUGGGUGAUAAUACCUCGUCAGAAGCCUCCGAAACACCGAAAUCUGCGAAGCAGUCAAGUCCUGUGAAGGGCAGGAGGCCUACGAAUUUAUGUGAUCAGCCGCCUAAAGUUGCGAAAAGUUUCAUCGUCAUAGACUAA
Molecule: messenger RNA, 705 nt
Organism: Cooperia oncophora
Lineage: Eukaryota; Metazoa; Nematoda; Chromadorea; Rhabditida; Trichostrongylidae
Source: the annotation of a GenBank genome assembly